This is a messenger RNA of Schistocerca americana (American grasshopper), 4090 nucleotides long. It is a transcript of the gene mys, whose product is annotated as integrin beta-PS. The transcript is spliced from 14 exons. Lineage: Eukaryota; Metazoa; Arthropoda; Insecta; Orthoptera; Acrididae. The coding region runs from base 122 to 2713 and encodes 863 amino acids. Gene Ontology annotation, biological process: cell migration; cell-matrix adhesion; integrin-mediated signaling pathway. The record is from RefSeq and is a predicted model, not a curated record. Gene Ontology annotation, molecular function: integrin binding. Gene Ontology annotation, cellular component: focal adhesion; cell surface; integrin complex.
GACUGGCUCAGUUGCGAGAACGAGUUGUAGUGGAAGAGUGUGUGUGAGUGGGAGUAGUGGUGGGUCGUCUUAAUGUUUUAUGUUUAACGUGUGAAAAGAAGAUCUGUGGUGAGUGACGGAGAUGGAGGUACGGUUACGUAUGCAGCUAUUGCUAUCAGUGGUGGUGCUGUGUCUAACAGUUAUCUGUGCACAGAAGCAGUCAGUAGGUCUACAGAACCCCUGCACGAGCAAGCAAACUUGUAGUGAAUGUAUAAGGACUCCAACAUGUGCAUGGUGCAUGCAGCCGUCUAUGCGUGACGGCAAGCGUUGUUUUCAACCGAGUAGCAGCCUGGACUGGACACUCCACUGUGAUGAGAAAUAUGUUUACAAUCCUGACAAUGAGUACAGUAUAAUCCUCAAUCAGAAGCUGAGCAAGGGAAGUAGGACACGCUACCAGUCUAGCAGCAGUGGGACUUUCAUAAAGGGGAGCAGCAGCAGUGGCAGCUCGAGUGUCAUCAGCGGCGGCAGCAGCAGUGGCGGCACCAUCAGCGGUGGCGGUAGCAGCAUCAGUGGCGGUGGCAGCAGUGUCAGUGGCGGUGGCAGCAGCAGCAGCAGUGGCGGUGGAUUCUACGCAGAGAGCCAUUCCGAGGCAGUGCAGAUUGCUCCUCAGAGGGUGUCAUUGAAGCUCAGACUGAAUCAGGCCUAUCGGAUCAGAUUUGAAUAUGCCCAAGCAGAGGAUUAUCCUGUUGAUCUGUACUAUUUAAUGGACCUUUCAAAAUCUAUGGAAGAUGACAAGGAUAAGUUAUCAAGCCUCGGAACAUUACUAGUCGAUUCCAUGAGAAAUAUUACAUCAAAUUUUCGACUUGGUUUUGGUUCGUUUGUUGACAAAGUUGUUAUGCCGUAUGUGAGCACAGUACCAAAGAAAUUAAAGGAACCGUGUUCUGGAUGUGAAGCACCAUAUGGCUUCGUAAACCGUAUGUCACUAAGUGAGGAUGUAGACACAUUUUCUGAUAAAGUGAGAGAUGCAGCAGUGUCAGGAAAUCUGGAUGCUCCUGAAGGCGGUUUUGAUGCUAUCAUGCAGGCAGUUGUCUGUAGAGACAAAAUAGGCUGGAGAGAGAAGGCCCGACGACUCCUUGUGUUCUCUACGGAUGCUGGAUUCCACUAUGCUGGUGAUGGCAAGCUUGGUGGCAUUGUUAAGCCGAAUGAUGGAGAGUGUCACUUGGACAGUAGUGGGCUUUAUACUCAUUCAACUAUACAAGAUUAUCCAUCUAUAUCACAGCUGAAUUUGAAAGUCAGAGACAACUCAAUUCAUGUGAUAUUUGCUGUGACUGCUGAGCAGUUUUCUGUUUAUGACCAGCUGCGGACAUAUGUUGAAGGCUCAUCAUCAGGACAGUUGUCUGCAGAUUCUUCAAAUGUUGUAGAUCUUGUAAAAGAUCAAUACAAUAAAAUUUCUUCAUCUGUGGAAAUGAAAGAUAAUGCCAGCAGUGCAGUGAGAAUCACAUAUUAUACAAGUGGCUUAUCUGGAGGAGCAAUGAAGCAAACACAUAAGGUUGAUGGUUUGAAAGUGGGCUCAAAAGUUAAGUUUGAAGCAGAAAUUGAAGUGACAGAGUGCCCAAAGAACCGAAAAGAUUGGCAGCAGCUUAUCCGGAUCUAUCCAGUUGGUGUCAAUGAAAGUCUUCUUGUGGAUUUAACAAUAUUAGGCGACUGCCCCUGUGAACGCAAGUCACAUCCUACUUACAAAGAGAAUGCCAUUGAAUGUUCGGGAGCUGGAACAUAUAUGUGUGGCAUAUGUAAAUGUGAUGCUCAACACUUUGGUCGCAAGUGUGAAUGCAGCAGUGAGAGUGGAGGCAAAGAAUUUGAAGGUGUGAACACAUGCCGACCAGACAACACAUCAACUGUUGACUGUUCAGGACGGGGAACAUGUAUAUGUGGAGUGUGUGAGUGUGAUUCUCGGCCCAAUCCGUAUGAGGUUGUAUCAGGCACAUAUUGUGAAUGUGACAAUUUCACAUGUGAAUAUUCUCAUGGUGAAAUAUGCUCUGGCCCCAGUCAUGGUAUCUGUGAUUGUGGAAAAUGUAAAUGUAAGCCAGAGUGGACAGGUGUUGCUUGUGACUGUCCAGUGUCCAACCAGACUUGUAUAUCACCCAUAAAUGGGGAGGUAUGUUCUGGACAUGGCGAAUGCAAUUGUGGAACUUGUUUGUGUGAUGACGAUGGUGGUGAGAAUCGUUACACAGGAAAAUUCUGUGAAAGGCGACCGGGUGUGAAACCACCUUGUGCUGUGUUUAAAGACUGUGUGCAAUGUCAAAUGUAUCAUAAAGGAAUUCUAACAGAAGAAGAAUGUGCAAAUUGUACAUUUGUACCAAUUUCUGUUGAUUAUGUUGAAGCGGAUGAGGACAAGGGAGAAGUUUUCUGCUCUUAUUACGAUGAAGACGACUGCCAGUUUCGUUUUGUAUAUGCCUUUAAUGACACAGGCCAUGUUCUGGUUAGAGCUCAGGAAGAGCUCGACUGCCCUGCAGAAGUUUAUGUCUUAGGAAUUGUACUUGGUGUUAUAGCUGCAAUUGUUCUCAUUGGUUUGGCAUUCAUUUUGCUCUGGAAAGUUCUCACAACAAUUCAUGAUCGACGAGAAUUUGCCCGAUUUGAAAAGGAACGAAUGAUGGCCAAAUGGGACACUGGUGAAAAUCCAAUCUACAAGCAAGCAACAUCUACUUUCAAAAACCCAACAUAUGCUGGAAAGUGAUCUGCUUGUACUGCUGCCUGUAGCAGAGAGACCUUAUUUGAAAAUUACUGCCUUUACAGUGAGGACCCAGGGGAGCAAAAUUUGUGAACUUGAUGACUUCAGUAAUUUAGUCAUACUAAUAAUUCUAUUUGUAUGCGUAAGAUUUAUCAGUUGAUCUGGAAAAACUCUUUUGGUUUUUACUUUUACAUUUUUCUCUGACAAACAUUUGUCCAUUGGUGCAGAUGAAUAGAAUGCAAAAGUGUUGACUUGGAACAAUGCUUUUGAAGGUGAACAUAUUAAACAGCAGUCAACGCUCAGGUGCAUUAUUGUGCCUCUUCUUAUCUACAGUAUUUGUAUUUUAUAUCAGAUAAUUUACAAAUUUUAAUUAAUAUUCAGCACAGUUAUUUAAGCAGUGUUUGCGUAUGGAAGCAUUUGGGAACUUAGUUUUUUCAGAAUGUAAUGCACGAAAUUUUUAAUGAUCUCAGGCAUGUUCUGGUCCAUGUUCUUCCAUACUCACAUAAAUCAAGCAAACUAAUGCUGUUUAAAAUAUUUUGAUGUAUCAUCAGACUUUUGAAGUAAUAACAGUGCUAUGCUGUUUUCCAGAAUGAUAUUUACCACAUAUACUAUUGCACUGAUUGGAACAGUGCAUUCCUUCCAAUUUAAUAUCACUGUCUUUGAGCCGCUUAAACACCGCUGUUAUUCAUUGGUGUUAUUUAUUAUGUUCAGUCCAGUUAAUGAUAAUCAGUUAAAAUGUUCCAGCUAGUAGUUUUAAACAAGCAGUUUUUGAAGAUUUUUUUUUUCUAUGUGGUAUUGAUGUUUCUAAGGAGAUACAUAUCACAUACUUUUGUACCAGUUUUCUGGUGUAGUACAUUGAGUUAUAUAUAUGUGGUGCUGUUAUUUCUUGUGCUAAGUUGGAGAAUAAGUGAUCAAAGAAAACGAAUGAGUUCAGUGAAAUUUACUGGUUUCUUGGUGAAUGUCUUACAUGAUGCCUUCAUAACAUGAUGUGCCUUAGUUUUUUUAAAAAAAGAAUGAUAGUGUUAUGGGAUAAUCUUCAUAAAUAUGUUUACUGUGCAGUUAUAUGUGCAACUGAAGUCAACGUUUCUUCGUAGGACACAUCCAGUUAAGAUGAACAUUUAAUAUUUGUUGAUCGUUUUGAAUCUCUCUACAAAGCUGUGGCUGAAACAUAAACUGGGAAAAAUUAUUUUAGAUUUUAUACUGUUUUGUAAUACACAAAAAUAUCUUGUAAAUAUCUAAUAUUUAUAUAAAAGAGGAUGAUUUUGCCAAUUAUUUUCAGGAAAGGUUUACGUAUACUGUCUCCACCUUCAUAGGUGCACAUGUUGAAUAGACGUAUGUAAAGCUGAGUAAAACAAUUAUUUGUGUGUGUGUGUGUGUGUGUGU